Molecule: messenger RNA, 1554 nt
Organism: Penicillium argentinense
Lineage: Eukaryota; Fungi; Ascomycota; Eurotiomycetes; Eurotiales; Aspergillaceae
Product: cytochrome P450
Exons: 6
Coding region: 1-1554 (517 amino acids)
Molecular function (GO): monooxygenase activity; oxidoreductase activity, acting on paired donors, with incorporation or reduction of molecular oxygen; heme binding
Source: RefSeq, a predicted model, not a curated record
AUGAAUUUCGUCCAGAAUCGCACGACGGUCCUAGGCUUCAACGACAACUGGAAGCCGGACUUGAGUAAUGUCACAUCGACGGCUCUGGAUCUCAAGAAUGAUUGGAACCCGCGUUAUAUUAUUCUUGGAAUUGCUGCUCUGAUAUUGUUUUUUAUCUGGACGAAGUCGGCAGAGUUGCAGAAUCCGUCGCGGUUGCCGGUUAUUGGGAGAAAAUGGUAUGAGCUGGGAUAUGGGAAGGCUCGUCGUCGGUUUCAGACUGGUGCGCCGCGUCUUGUAAAGGAUUGUCUUGAAAAAUAUGGAGAUGCCUUUUAUCUCUAUACGGAUUCGAAAUUUCAUCUGAUUCUUUCUUAUAAGUACGCUGAUGCCAUUCGCUAUGAUAAUCGCCUCAGUUUUAUGAAAGCCAUUCAGCAGAAACUAAAUAAUGGGGUCCAUGGGUUCGAGCCGCAUGCUCAUAUGAGCAGCGAUAAGAGAUUUUUGCGCGACAUGGUGAAGCAAGUUCUGACGCGGUCACUCGCGAGCGUGAUCGAGCCUAUCAAUUCAGAGUGCGACGAUGCACUGCGCAGGAACUGGUCUGACUCAGAUGAGUCGCAGGAAUUCAUGUUAAAAGAGACGAUGUGGAAAAUCCUAGGACAAAUCAUAUCAAAGACCUAUUUCAACGACGAGUCGGUACAUCGAAAUCCGGAAUGGAUCAGACUCAGCACAGAAUACAUCAAGGAGUCAUUCGUAGCUGCGCACGAGCUUCGAUCCUGGCCCAAGCCCAUCUGGGGACUUGUUGCAAACUUCCAUCCCAGGACCAAGUUUGUUCGCAGGCAGCUCAAGCAGAUCAGACAGCUAUUGAAGCCCUUCCUGCUCAAGCUGGACGAAGCAAAGGAAGGGAAGGAGUCCAAGACUCCGAUCGAGUGGCUCCAUAAUGCUUUUCAGGGCCAAUCGCCUGAUAUUGUGUCCAUGAUAAUUUCCCUCUGCAUGGUGUCGUACGAUGCUGGGACCGAAGCUGUCACCCACCUCAUCAGUGAUCUCUCGGGGAAGGAUCAAUUGAUACACGAUCUCCGCGCUGAGAUUCUCGAUGUGGUUGGGAAGGAGGGAUUCACCAAGUCUUCCCUGCAGAAUCUUACGCUGAUGGAUAGUGUCAUGAAAGAGAGCCAGCGGUUGCAUCCCGAGUCGUACCUUCUCAUGCAACGACAAGCCUUGGAGGAAGUAACUCUCCCCGACGGAAUCGUCAUCCCAAAGGACACCCUCCUCAUGAUCUCAGCCACACACAUGAUGAUGGAUUCAUCGGUCUGGUCGGACGGCGAUAAAUUCGACGGAUACCGAUUUUUUAACCUGCGUCAGAAAUCAGACAAGGCGGCCCAGGCAUCGCAUUACUAUGUCACAACAAGCCCGGAGCAGAUUGCUUUCGGUCACGGGAAUCAAGCGUGCGCUGGCCGAUUCUUUGCCUCGUACUUGAUCAAGAUCAUUCUUUGCCAUAUCCUGCUCAAGUACGACUUUUCGGUAAAAGCUCCUGAAGAGGGGCGCAGCAGGAUCGCGCGUAUACAAUUGCUGCGCAUCCGGGGCUAA